CGGCCACCCCGCGGGCACCCGGCCUCCGCGGGGGCGGCGGGCGGAGAGUAAAACCGGGCCCCGGCAGGGACGCGGGGCCGGAGCCGGACCCGCCGCCGCCAGGGCAAGGAGAUGACAGGUGGAAAUGAAUCCUGUACUGCAGGACCAACAUCUAUGUCCUACUUAACUUGCCUGACUUACUUUCUGGAAGAAUGGACUGGUGUGGAGGAUAUUGGAGAUUAUAUGAGUUAUGCAUUCUACAUUUUGUGGUUGCUUUUUCCGCUUGUAGUAGUCUUUGUACUUCCGGGAGUUAUCGUCAUUCUCUUCUACGUUUCCAUUCUCUGGCUUCAUAUUUAUAAAAGGAAGAAUGAAAUAAAGGAAGCUUAUUCCCAUGAUGCUUGGAUAGGUGCGAAUGAAGUGCUGGCAACUUUAUGGGAUGGGCAUGGAAGAUUAUGGCAUGGUUAUGAGCUCCAUGGUGUCGAAAAUAUUCCUGAGGGACCAGGACUUGUUGUGUUUUAUCAUGGAGCUACUCCCGUUGACUAUAUUUAUUUCUCAGCUAGACUUCAUAUAAUGACGAAGAGGCGCUGCAGAGUAGUAGCUGAUCAUUUUGUCUUUAGAUUACCAGGUUUUAGAAUACUAAUUGAGGUACUUGGAAUUCUACAUGGACCAAAAGAAGCUUGUGUCAGGACUCUGGAGAAGGGCCAUCUGUUAGCCAUUGCCCCAGGUGGAGUUCGGGAAGCACUCUUCAGUGAUGAAAUGUAUACUAUUUUGUGGAGUGAUCGGAAGGGCUUUGCUCAGGUGGCCAUUGAUGCAAAAGUGCCCAUCAUUCCAAUGUUUACACAAAAUGUUCGAGAAGGCUUUAGGACAUUAGGAGGAAUAAAAAUACUUAGGUCGCUAUAUGAGCGUAUUAGAUUGCCAAUAGUUCCUCUGUACGGGGGCUUUCCGGUCAAGCUACGUACAUUUAUUGGAGAACCCAUUCCGUAUGACCCAAAUAUGACUGCUGAGGAACUAGCUGCAAAGACAAAAGCAGCAGUCCAAGCUCUCAUAGAAAAGCAUCAGAAAAUUCCAGGAAAUAUAUUUAGGGCUUUAAUGGAAAGAUUUCAAACACAAAAGAAAGAAGAUUAAGGUUUUCUGAACUUAAAUUUCUACAACGACUAUUUAGUUACAAUAUUCUUAAAGUCUCAUUUGUAAAUUAUUCAUUCUUCUAAUAAUAGGUUUUAAAUACUGUCCUAAUGAUAUGGCUGUAUAAUUUAAGAUAGAGGUCACUUGCCCUUGCCCUUUUCCCCUGUCCAGUAUCAAGCUCAGGAGCCCAAACUUCAAAUUAUUCGUAAAGGGGCAAAGUUUAAUUUUUGAUAAAUGCAUUCCUACCUUGGAAGUGUCUACCAGCUACCUUGGGUUGUUGAUUCUGGGUUUGUUUGGGGUUUUUUUUCCAAAUAAUACUGCAAGCCUUUGUGUAUAUGUUCUGUCUUCCUUUUAGUCCAUCAUUGUCUCCCAUCCCCACCAUGAUGGAUCUCUAAGUUGAAUGUCAAACCCUCUGCAGAGCUGGAGUUUUAUUUUCUUGACCCUCGUUGGUGUAAGGAGGUUUUGUGGGCUGGAUUAAUGCCAUACAACAUGUAUAAAAACUUCCCUGAGAUUGUUACUCUCAUACUGCUGGGAAACAGUCCACCAUUUUUGGUCUGCAAAAUCUCUACCAAUGCCUGCAAAACCUGUGUUGCAAAGUGUUUGGUUUUGCUGAGUGAGCUCAGAAAGGGUUCAGAGGAGUGAAAAUUGAUUAGAGAACUACAGUGAUCCAAGGAGGUUUGUUAUGGAAACCACUCCGAUGCUGUGAAUGAGAACCCAACAACACAAUUGCUAUUCCAAGCCCAGGCAUAUUGGAUAUCUUCCCUUGAGUAGAGACUUGUCCCAUUUAUUUCUCAGUGGAUCUAUAAAUUCUCCUUUGAAACAAUGAGCCAAGCAUUCAAACAUAAGAAGUGUGAGUACUGUUUAGUAACAUGAGCUCAAAAAUUUUUUUUUGAUGAAAAGAGAAAAUUGUUACAGCACUAUAAAAGCAGUAGUUCUUUUGAAAAACAGGAUUGGAAUCCCCAAAUACUCUUAAGAGUAUGUGGAUAAACGAUGAAAUAUAUUCUUCAAACAGUUAUCUAUGUAAGUUAAAUAAUGUAGGAGAGGGAAGUUCUGUAUACUUUCCUGAAGUGAAAGCAAUUGAAUAAACAGGAGAGGGUUGCAAGAUUGGGCUUUUGUGCACUUACAGCAAAUUAUAUUGUUACAUUUUCUCUUAGCUAAAGCCUAUGGUUUUGUUGUCCAAAUAGGAAAUAUCUGAAAUAUUUCUUUUAAUUUCCAGGAAUUUUAAUCUACAGUUCUUAAAUUAACAUCUGGGAACUUUUUAGUUCUGGGAUAAGGACAAAUUCUUUCAGAAAAGACAAAAGAGGUUUUUGCUAUAUGAUACGGUCGCCUUUCAAUAUUGUUGUGGUUUGACCUUUCCUUAAAAAAAAAGAAAAGAAUGCACACCCCAAAAAACCCCCAACAAAUAACCAACAUUUGAAGAAGCAGUUGUAUUUGAUGUAGUAGUCAUUCCUCUCACCAUUUAAGCACAUGCUUUGCUUUGUGCUCUUUUAAAUGUGUAAAUUAGUGACAUUGCAUAAGUGCAUGUGGGUGAUGCCCUCUGUUAGAAAAAUAUCACUUUGUGGGAAAUUGUGUAACAAAUGUGUUUUACAAGAAGCAAAAGGAUUACUUAUUUUGAUGCCUAGAGAGGCUGAUCUGGAACAGAGGCUAGACAGAGUUAAAGGAAUAAAGCAGGUAUUAAUUAAAAGUCCUGCGAAGAAUACACCUUGGACAAUACAAGAGCCUGACCGUGGCUCUGCCCAAAACGGACCCAAGAUAGAUGACCAGUCACGAGGUUUCACACUUUUAUAAGUUGUGGCCCAUUUACAUAUUGGGGUCACUUGUCCAAUUACAACUUCGGUUCAUGAAGUCCCAUCCUCCCAGUUUGCUCUCCUCAUUUUGCUGUUGUUUAUACUUUAUGAGACCUGAAGCUGCAGCGGUGUCUUUGGUUCUCAGGGUGGAAAAGGAUUGUUUUGUCUAACUAAAUUGCGAAGAGAACUUUCUAACGUUUUACAGGAAGUUCUAAUACUAAUGCAGUACAGAAUCUGGAAAAUAUGAAAGCUAAAACUUAGAGCAUCAACUUUAUGAUAUUAUUUUAUACCAAAAACAUUUUACAUGGUGUUAAAAUUUUUUAAAGCUUUGGGAAGAAUCAUGGUGUAUAUAAAAGCAAAUUCCCAUUCUGAAGUUUUUUAAAUUACUUGGGUCUUACUUGAAGGCACGAUUGUAUUCCUUUUAAUUUAUUGGGCUGUGUUUCAAAAGUACUGUUAACACAGCAUGUCAUUCAAAGUGAUAAUGCUAAAUUCCUGCAUUGAAGUAUAACUUAUGUAUGACCUUUUUUUACUGUCCAUCUUGAGAAAAAUGUACAUCAGUCUAUGUUGUGAACAUCUCAAAGGCAGCUGAACAUCUUUUGCGUUGAUGUUGUGUAUUUGUAAAAGAGCACUCAAUCUAAAAGGUUCCUUUAGACAUGAACAGACAUUGUUAUCAGAGAUCUGGUAAAAUUUAUUUUAUUAAGUAUGUGGGCUAUUUGCUGCAAUUUUGUCCCUUUAAGUAUUGAAAGAUCAGUAUAUAAAAUGAAGGGCAGUGUUGGUACUCUCUAAGUGUUUAUAUUUGUAUAGGCCUUUCAUAUUUAUUUCUAUAUAUUAAAAACAUAUAGAAGACACCUUUCGAAUAAAAUUGACAACUGGAACAGA
This is a messenger RNA of Hirundo rustica (Barn swallow), 3767 nucleotides long. RefSeq names its product transmembrane protein 68-like. Lineage: Eukaryota; Metazoa; Chordata; Aves; Passeriformes; Hirundinidae. Gene Ontology annotation, cellular component: membrane. Gene Ontology annotation, molecular function: acyltransferase activity. The coding region runs from base 112 to 1104 and encodes 330 amino acids. The record is from RefSeq and is a predicted model, not a curated record. The transcript has 7 exons.